This is a messenger RNA of Adineta ricciae, 1188 nucleotides long. The record is from the annotation of a GenBank genome assembly. Lineage: Eukaryota; Metazoa; Rotifera; Eurotatoria; Adinetida; Adinetidae.
AUGAGAAGUGUUCGACCUUUAUUUCGCUUUGUGCAGUGUUCAAUUCCGUCGCAUGGCCAACAGCGUUUUCUCCGUGUGGAAAAAUGCAAAGAUCAUCUGCGUUUGAUUGAUAAGAAUGAUACAAUGGAUUUUCAUUAUAUUUGGCUUCGACAUAAUUGUCCUGAUGUUGGCAAGUCAAUACAUCCGAAAACUGGCGAACGCAUCGUUGAUUGUGCGGAAAUUCCGUCAACGAUUGAACCUGAACAUGUUGAACUGACGGACGCCGAACGGAAGCUGAAAGUUGUUUGGUCGAAAGAUCACUCGAGUUUCUUUGAUAUCGCGUUUUUGUUAGCGAACGCUUACGGCAAAAAUCGACUCGAAGCACCGAAACCGCAAGCGAAAGUCGAGGAUAUCGAGUUAAUUUACGAUAAAACUCAACAUGAAACUUAUUUGAAAAACUGCUAUGAUCGCUUGAAGAAAUUUGGAUUAGUUGUUGUUCGACAACGAGGUUUAGACACGGAAGCAAUCAUUAAAGAUUUUCUUCCGUGCGGUGCAUCGGUUGUUGAAACUCAUUUCGGUCGUAUUGAAGAUUUACGAACAGAUAAUACCACUAAUAAAAACAAUGAUCAAUUAGGCUAUACGGAUGCAGCAAUCAACCUGCACACAGAUCAACCAUUCAUUGCCGAUCCGCCAGGCAUGCAAUUACUGCAAUGUAUACGUCGGGCGGAUACUGGUGGUUCGAAUACUUUAGUUAACGCUGCCCAUUCAGCACUCUAUCUUCGUGAGAUUGAUCCGAGUGCGUAUUAUCUCUUAACGAACGUGCCCGUUCGUUUUCAUCGAAAACAAAAACAAUUCCAGAGUGUACAUGUCGGUCCACUUAUCGAAACAAAUGGUGACGAAAUAAAACAAAUUCGUCACAGUUAUUUUACACUCGCACCGUUCCAGUUUCCUUACUGGUUAACUGUCGCCUAUUACAAUGCCUAUCGCAAAUUCGCAUCGAUUCUGUACGAUCCACAAUGUCAGUAUCGAGUACAAUUGGAAAGUGGAGAUUUCGUUCUUUAUGAUAAUUUCAAAAUGUUACAUGCAAGAGAUUCAUUUACGGGACCAAGACAUUUACGUGGAAUCUAUUUUCGACAUACUGAUGUGUGGAAAAAGCUAGAAAAGUUUUGUCAACGCAACCAGGGAACAUGUCAGAAGUCCCAAAACUGA